Molecule: messenger RNA, 975 nt
Organism: Labeo rohita (rohu)
Lineage: Eukaryota; Metazoa; Chordata; Actinopteri; Cypriniformes; Cyprinidae
Exons: 4
Coding region: 120-554 (144 amino acids)
Molecular function (GO): cysteine-type endopeptidase inhibitor activity
Source: RefSeq, a predicted model, not a curated record
GGGCGGGAAGGGCGUGGUGCUCCGGAACGCGUCAGGCAUUCCGUGACUACAUGGCAGAUUUCUAAAGCAGCCUCCACAUUCACUGGCUCAUUCUCUCAGAGCGCGCACAGACGACAGUCAUGGAUAUCUGCUUUCUGCUUCUUGUGUCCUUUCUCUCCGUGUUUCACUUCAGCAGCGCUGACCAGCCUUUGGAAGAAGCAAUAAUUGUACCAAGAAAUGUUGAGCUGCUCGGCGGCUGGAGUCUCGCCAAUCCCGAGAGAGAAGAUGUUCAAGAGGCUGCUAAAGAAGCUGUAGAGGCAUUCAACUUGAAGUCCAAAGCAAAGAAAUAUUUCAAGCUCAUCAAUGUCACAUCGGCCAGCACUCAGGUGACAAAUAAGAUAAACUACAAAAUAGAGGCCACUAUUGGAAAGACAAAAUGCCGCAAAUCAGAAGACACAGUCAUUGAGGCUUGUGGCAUGGCAAAAAAGCAACUGGCAUGUAAGUUUGAGGUGGCCCUCGACCCAGUGACUGAUGACCAUGAGGUGCACAAGAUGGUGUGCAGAAGAUCCGCUUGAAUUUGACGUGGACUCCAAGUUGAUGCAGUUUUCUACUUUUGGAUAGCGAACCACACGUUCUUUAUCUUAACAUUUUCUUUUUCCUGAUAUAUAGCUAAUCUGAAAUAAAACAACUUUGGUCAUAAAGUUAAAUAUUGAUAGAAAAAAAAUCUCCCUUUAAAAGGAAUUUUAUAUAUUGUUAAAUACCCGAAUACUUUUCUUUCUUUCUUUUUUUUAUUUAUAAAAGAUUAUAAUUUAUAGUUUCAAAUUGUAAAGUGAGUAUUUAUUCAAAAGCGAAAUGAAAAAGAAAUGUGUUCCGAGUGUAGAAUGUCCCGUUGACAGACGUUUUCCAGAACACUAAGUGUAAGCCAGCUGGAACUUAUGAAGUCAUAUUUUUGAGUUUUUUUAAUAACAUUUCUAAAAAUAAAAUCUUGAGAGCAAA